Capsella rubella is the source of this 866-nucleotide messenger RNA. RefSeq names its product E3 ubiquitin-protein ligase RHA2A. The transcript has a single exon. Lineage: Eukaryota; Viridiplantae; Streptophyta; Magnoliopsida; Brassicales; Brassicaceae. The coding region runs from base 74 to 556 and encodes 160 amino acids. The record is from RefSeq and is a predicted model, not a curated record.
AGGUUAAGCAAAGACAGCUAUAUAUAUAAAAAAGAGAGUAGAGAGAGACAAAGUAAGAAGAAGAAGAAGAAGAAUGGGGCUACAAGGUCAGCUAAGUGACGUCUCUUCCGAUUCAAUACCUCUGAUGCUCCUCUCUCUUCUCGCCGUUUUCAUCAACCAUCUCCGGUCUUUCCUCCUCCGCCUCACGGCAAUCUCUUCUAAUCCCAAUCUCCCGAACGUCGAGGACGUGUCGAUUGCGUCGGGCUUAGCGAACAUAAUCGUUCUGGCGGAUCAGCUUAGCUUGAAUCGGCUCUUCUCAUACCGGUGCGACGCAGACGGAGGAGGAGGAGGAGGAGGAUCGGAUUGCGUGGUGUGCCUGUCGAAGCUGAAGGAAGGCGAAGAGGUGAGGAAGCUGGAAUGUCGACACGUGUUCCACAAGCAGUGUUUGGAAGGAUGGCUUCACCACCUCAAUUUCACCUGUCCUCUCUGUAGAUCUGCUUUGGUCUCCGAUCUUUCCGUCUCCAAAACGCAGCGUCGCGUCGGCACGGAUUUGAUCUCCUGUUUCUCUCUCCACUGAUGUACAUCCGACGGCCGUGAUUGAUUCUCAGUUUCCGAGACAUCUACGGUGGCUGGCUGCUUCGGUUUUCACCAACGCACGCGCUCGCGCCCCUUCUUUUCUCGGAUCCUUUUUUGAGCUCUCUCUCUCUCUCUCUCUCUCUCGGAGGAGGAGGAGACCUUUUGGUUUGUAUUUUUUGUUCGUUUUCUACCUUUUUCAAAUCUCCUUGUGUAAAUUUUGAAUAUAAAAAUUUUCACAGUUUGUAUUUGUACCUGAGUAUAGGAUUUUGAGAAGAUAUAUAUAAAUCGUACAAUCAUCUCUUGUUCCAUCA